UGGUAUUCGCUUGAAAAUUUUAACAUGGACGAAGUGGUGGACGCACUGAUAAUUUCCUUGUAAUUUACACACGAAAGUGUAACAAAUAAAUUAUUUACAUUUCUGAGACACUAACGUGCAUAGUUAUGAGAUUGAUAUUGUUAAAAGAAAGUGUUGUAUUUGGAAUCGAAAAACUCACCAAGUGUACUAAUUGCGUUUAUUUGAUUUAUUUAUCAACAGAAUAGGUUAGUUCUAGUGAACUGAUUGUGAUAAAUUAGUAAUAUGGAAGCAUUCGAAGAAUGUUCUAUUAACAACUCCUCAUUAUAUACCACUAAACCAAGCAUCCUAGAGGAAAGCGACAUAGUCGCUUCUGAUUCAGGUGAUUGCCACCAAACCAACGGAGUCGACGUCGUGAACACCGAAAAUGGAACACAACCUAACGACGUUACCGAUAUUAUGGAAUCGGAACAAGUCGGGAAUGAGGCGUGUAAAGAAGAAAUAAAUGACGAUGCUGAGUCUAAACUAGAAGUUGAGCCUCUUCACGAAACUGCUGGACUGGAACCAACAAGCGAAAAUUUGAGUGUUCCCGAAGAGCAAGUCGUGGUCGUUACAAAUAUCCAAAACCAAAAUGAGGAUGUUAUAAGUGAAGUAGUGACAGAAGUAACUAUAGAUGGUGUAGAACAUGAUAGUACCAAUGUUGCUUGUGAAGGAAAUGUUUUGGAGACUAAGGUUGAGGAAGAAAAAGAAGUUGAGACAGAACCCUUGGAAUUGUCUCAAAAUGAAGUACAGUUUCAGACAGAGAUUUUGGUAGAACAGAAUGAUAAUGAUGUCAAUGAAAAUAUAGUUGUAGAAAGUAAGCCUGAUGCAGAAACUAUUAUAUUAAGUGAAUUAGAUCAUAACAUAGAAUUAAGUGAAGUAUUACAAUCGGAUAUUGCUGAUGGUAAUGACACCCACAGUGGCUCGAUCAGGCAGGAGGUUUUCAAUAAAGAAGAGUUGCUAGAUAUCUUAGAGGGGAAUGACGGCGAUCAAGCCUCUAUAGAGGAGGAAAUGGAAGAAGAAGAAAAUAAAAAGAAACUGGAAGCUCAAAUAGCUUUAAAACAACUUUCAAGAUUAUCUAAGACUAGAUAUACCCCCAAAAAAACGAAAGGUGAAGGAAGGAAGCCUCUCAACUUCAAAAAAAGAAGUAACCCUGAUACAAAUACUAAUAAAAAACAAGAAAAAGAUAUGGGUAAACAGCUUACUGCAGAAAAAGAAACAGAUGUAGAUAUAAAAAUACAAGAAAAAAAUUCUGCACAGCAGCUUACAGCAGAGAAAACAGACACAUCAAAAGAAGACACGAAAACAACAGAGGAAGAAGAAGCUGAACCAAAAAAAGAAAAUGACAAGAUAGCAGAAACAGAAAAUAUUGUGUCUUCUUUAGUAAUGGAUUGGGAUGAUGAUGAACCAAUUGAAUCAAAGGAAUUAGAUACUUCAAAAGCCAGUAAAAUUUCAGAAAUUAGUACAGAUAAUGUUGCUGAAGUAGGUGAACCUUCUGAAGAAAGUCAAGAUACACCUACUGAGGAAACUGUUUCAAAACAGGAUUACUCGCAAAAUACUGACAAGGCAGGUGAUGACGAACCUCCACGACGAAUAAGCAGGGUAAUCAAGAAAAAAGUAAUAUUUGAUCCUGAUAAUCCUGACACUUUUACCAAAGGCAAAAUUCCAUUGAAAAAUAAAGAUUCAGCAGAACCUACCCCUCCUAAGAAACCGAAACCAGAACAAAUCCGUCAAAGGUCAAAAUCGCCAGUAUCAAAACAACAAUGGAAAAAGCCAUCCCCUAAAAAUAGCAAGCAAUGUAGAAGGUUAACAGAAGUCGAUAAGCUCUUAAUGGAUGAAGGUGCUGUAAACAUGCUGUAUCAGUUGACACCGGAUGCUCCAAAGGGAAAGAAAAAUAUGAAAACUAAGGCUGAGAUUAUCAAAAAAUUACAAAGUUCUACUCCAGAGGCAAAGGAAAAAGGAAGGUUCAGGGAAAGAAAAAAAGAAAUUAUAAAAUAUGAGGAUGGGGAAGCAAAAAAGAUUAUUAGUGGAAAACUAAGAGCAUCACUAAGCGCCUCUGUUAAAUCUCCUUCAGUCAGUGAAGAUUUUGAAACCCACAGUGCGGAUGAUUCAAUAAUAUAUCGUCGUCAUUCUUCAAGCUCAUAUUCCAGCAGCUGCAUGAGCCCUAGACGCUUAAGCGAUGUUGAAACUGGCAGUGUACAGAAUACCACACAAAAAGUUAAAGAAAACACUGCAGCUAAUUUGGAAGAAACAGUUCAACAGGUAUCUGAAUCUUUCAUGGCCGAAAAUGAAGCUAUUCUAUCAAGUAAAGAGAUCGAUUGUCUCUCAAUAAAAGAAAAGCUAAAUUCCAAAUUAUCUCAAGCUUUGAAUAAGCGUAAAAGAGACAACACCAAAAACGAUAAGCCUGUCAAACAAAAGAAACUAUCAAAGGACGAUAAUAUCCCGGAUAUAAGUGGUGAUCAAUUCAAAUUUGUAUCAAUUGUAAUUGAAAAUAAACUGGCAACUGUGUUCGUUAAAAAAACAGCAGUCAAAAUAGGAAUUGAGGUUAUAAAAGAAUUAGAAGAGGCCCUCCUGUAUUUGGACAAACUAAAAGAUACGUCAGUUACUUUGCUCUCAUCCGAAUGUGUGGUGUUAUGUUCAAGUUUAGAUUUAAAUUUCUUAUUGGAAGAGAAUAAAGAGACGAGAGUAAAGCAAGCUUACACUCUAGCUGAUUCUAUUAGGUUGCUGUUGUGUUCGGCGGCACAACACAGCAAGCUGCUAUGCUGUAGCGUGUGGGGAGCGUGUUGCGGCGUGGGCCUCGCGCUGGCAACUUUCUGUGACGUCGUGCUGGCCUCUGAGUGUGCCACGUUUGCUCUUGCUAUGGGUUCAGCACCACUGUUCCCAGGAACCGCAGCAUUGACUGUCCGCUGUCAGGCAUUGCCGCAGGCUCUGAUAAACGACUUAGUCGUAUUCGGGCGCAGAAUUUCUUCCGGCGAGGCGUUGCGGAGCGGCCUCAUUAGCCGCACGCUGUGGCCGGAUCGCUUCCAGGAGCAGGUCGAGAACAUAGUGAGGGAUAUAGCGACGCAGCCCCAACCGACAAUUCUUCUCAAGAAGAAGCUGCUCAAUUUGCGGAACAGCGUGGAGGAGGCGCGGCUGUCGUCGUGCCUGGAGGCCGAGCGAGACCUGCUGGUCGAGUACUGGACCUCGGUGGAGGGCCAGGAGCUGCUGCGGGCGACCUUGGACUGCGCCUAGCCGAACCGCCCCGCCCCGCGCUGCUCGCCCCGCUCCCGGCGUCGACGAUCCGCGCCAACACCCUCGAUGAGGAUACAGUGAAAUUAUCACUGCGAACUGCGGGCUCUUGUAAAUAAGAUUCGAUUUCAAAAUUAAUAUAAUGAAUUUAAUGUUGUUACGCGUCUCUGUAUCGGGUGUGUUGGGUUUAGCUCGUAAGCCGCUGAAUGUUUCGAAUUUAAGUGUGGGCAUAUGAUAAUUAUAUUAUUUCAAUUUAGCUAAUCGGAUGGACUAUACACAAAUUAUAUUUGAAUUAGGUAAUAUAUUUUUAUUAUUAUUUUUCUUACAAGAAUAACUAGGUAUAUUUUAUGGUACACUUUACAUCGUAAUGUUUGUUCGUUUGUCGUAGAAAAGACUGGUAUAAUUUGAAUCGUACAAGUUGCGAUGUCAUUUUUGUUUGGCAAUAGAGUUCGUCUGUUAUAUCUCGUACAUUAUGUUUAUGCGUCGAUUAUGUUGUAGAUUAAAUAUCUUAAUGCGUUUGUUUUAGAUUUUUAUGAGUUUAUGAUAGUUAUUAGUUUUUACUUGUCAUCAGCCAAAGUAAGACAUCGUCGCAAGCGACUAGUAAGUUGCAAGCGUUGUAGCACUAUGUACUGUGACGCGCACACCCCGGUCACCCCACAACUAUCGAUGUGCAAUUCAUUCCUUAUGUGUACAAACGUCUUGACCCGUAUUAAUGUUUAUACUGCGACCGAGCAGGUCGGAUUAAUGUAGUAACAUUAAGAGUAUAUUUUAAGUAUAGAAAUAACUUAUUUUCUUUCUUUUCUGUGAGAAAAAUAAAGUGCCUUUCAUAGUA
Aricia agestis (brown argus) is the source of this 4075-nucleotide messenger RNA. It is a transcript of the gene HIPP1, whose product is annotated as ankyrin-2. The record is from RefSeq and is a predicted model, not a curated record. Lineage: Eukaryota; Metazoa; Arthropoda; Insecta; Lepidoptera; Lycaenidae. Bases 262 to 3246 code for a protein of 994 amino acids. The transcript is spliced from 5 exons.